Syngnathoides biaculeatus (alligator pipefish) is the source of this 2846-nucleotide messenger RNA. RefSeq names its product programmed cell death 1 ligand 1-like. Gene Ontology annotation, biological process: negative regulation of T cell proliferation; positive regulation of T cell proliferation; immune response. The coding region runs from base 195 to 1136 and encodes 313 amino acids. The record is from RefSeq and is a predicted model, not a curated record. The transcript has 9 exons. NCBI's taxonomy places the organism in Eukaryota, Metazoa, Chordata, Actinopteri, Syngnathiformes, Syngnathidae. Gene Ontology annotation, cellular component: external side of plasma membrane.
UUUUAAGAUCGCUACAGCAACUGGACUCACCUGUAGUCUUGAAUUAUGCAACAUAAACUCCUGCUGUUUUCUCAAGUUUGCAUCCAUGGACUUGGAGAGAAGAAAGCCCAUGGUGGUGAGUCUACCGCUUAACUGGAACUUCAUGACGAACAUGAAAACUCGCCAAAAGGAAUCACACAUUUACAAAGGUCCAAAUGAAGUGGUCCAGUGUUUUUAUUUUGAACGUCAUGUUCCAGCCUUGUCUCCAAGUCUUGUUAACCACCGAUGCGGAGCAGACCUCAUAUCAAGCCGAGCUAGGAGGAGAUGUGGUAAUGGGCUGCCGGUUCUCCCCUGUGUCUCAGCAUCCUUACAAGGACUUGGCAGUGUCCUGGCACCAUGUUUUGGGGGCUCGGUCUCGGGUAGUGUACUGCAUGGAUCACGGGCAGGAGCAAGCCUCCCUCCAGAAUCCGGACUUCAGGGGUCGCGCCAGGCUUCUCACCGAGCAGAUUAGAGAUGGCUGGGCCAAGCUGCAGGUGUCCGGACUGCGCAUCAACGACUCUGGAAUCUACCAGUGCAUUGUAUGGACAAAAAACGGGGCGGAUUUUAAGAACAUUAAUUUAUUUGUUUCUGCACCUUUUAAAACGGUCACCAAAAACAUUUCCAUAUCAGCAAGAGGGGACGAGCUGACGUUAAGCUGCCGGUCCGAAGGCUACCCGAUGUCCACGGUGACUUGGGGGGACCCUCACCGGCGAGAGCUCAACGCAAGCACCGCCGUCGUGUCAACGGGCGACGGCCUUUUCAAAAUCACCACCCGGAUACGAGUGGCGUCACGGCAGGAAAGCAACUACACUUGCAGCUUUGAUAGCAGCGGCUCCUCUGCUACUUUUCUCAUUCCCGAUGACAUACAGCUCCAGGAGGAAAUUAAGUACAAUGUAGUUGUAAUCGGUGCAGCAGUCGGCGUCAUCACAUGCAUUGCAAUUGCACUGUUUGCCUUCAUUGUCGUGCACAAAAAAGGCCUUUGCAGGAAAAUACGAAAUAUCCCGAUGACGCAAGAAGAGGAAGAAAAAAUAAAUGUUUUUCCUGAAGUUCAUCGGAGAGGGAGCUUUUCUACAACGACAGCCAAGUCGUCUGAAGACCAGCAUUUGUAUUUGUUUUAGCAAAGACUUGAAAGCUUCAAAAAAGGCGACAUUGGUCACACUGACUGUUGUAGUAAUUGAUUUAGUUUUUACAAUUCAUAUAGUGGAACCUCCCAAGUUGAAUACCUCACAAUUGAUAAAAUAUGGAUGGAAAUAUGGAAAGCCAGUGGCUUUGUGACUAAAAUGAUCAGAUCUCGUUCAGGGGUCUUCAAAGUGUCGCCUUAUCACUUUUAAUACUUGUUUUGUAGGUUUGUUUAGUUUCAAUGAACAGUACUCCCUACACUUUGAUAGAAGUUCGGAAUGCUAAAAUGUUCAUUAAGCCGGCGCCUGUCCAGUUAUACGAUACAACUGAGUAAAUUAAUUAUAAAAAGUAUACAUAAGUAUAUGCAUCUUCAUAUAAGUAUAAAAUAUAUUUUGGAAGGUAACCGGCAUUAUGUGAUGGAUUAUUUUCCACUUUGAGGUUCCACUGUAUACUGAGCAUUCUCAUAAACAUGCUUUUUUGUUUUCUGUACUUCAUAAGGAAUUGUGUGGCUGGCCACCCAAAAAAUAAUUAGAUAAAAAGUACAGGAAUUAGCUGCAGCGUACCUCAGGGUUUUAUUCUAGGCUCUGUCUUUUUGUUCUGUUUUUGUCCGUUUCUGAACUUCUAAUAGGAAUGUCACAACACACCUCGUAAUACAUGUUUCAAAAUGUAUGUGAAAAAAUAUGUAUAAUCGCUCAAUCCUGCACAAAGUAUUGAAGACAAAAACUGUUCAGUAUUAAGAAGUGAUACAUUGUAUGAUGCAGAUUUAAAAAAGUACUUUCAUGCUUCUACUAUCAGUUUACUAAAGUACUGGCAAAUCUGCAAGUAUUCAGUAUCCAUCCUUAUGCAGUUCAGUGAACUAUCAAUAUAGUGAAGUGUGUUUUUUUUUAGUUCCCUUUUGAAAUGGUCAUCACGAAACUGGAUUAUUUUUCAUUGUACCUCAUCUGAAUUACAGUCAGAGUACAUGUUUUUACAAGAAGAGAGAAGUGAAUCGGGAUAACAUUUCAAGUGUCAUUUGAGGUUCAUUUACAUCAAGAAAAAAAACAAAAGAGAAAGAAAGUGGUGAUAUUUGGUACUAUUUGCUUCCAUCAUCUCAAUGGAAUGUGGUCCGUCUGUAAUCUUAAAUUUAAUACUUACAAUACCGUCACCAAAGAGAUGUAUAAAUAAGCCUAUUGUUAACUCAUCAAGGAAGUUAUUCAUUCAAAGCAGCUUCUAUCACGUUUCCCUGCUAAAAAAAUUUUUAUAGAACAUUUCUAAAGAAUUUCUAAAGAACUAUAGAACUUUCGGACCCAAGUCCUAUAGAAUUUCUAUUGUUCUGUAGAAUUUCUAUAGAAAAUCACAGCCAAAGUUCUAUAGAACAAGUUGUUCUGUACGAAAUCUAUAGAUUUCUCUAGAAUUUUUUUCUUUUUUUAGCAGGGUCAGUUUGCAUUCAAAAUAAAUAAAAAGCCCCACACUGUACACACAGUACAUGAAUGACAUUGUCAUUUUCAAUUCAUUAAAUCACUCAUAAUAAAGCAGUAUGUUUUAGGGAAACGCCUCAUUCUUACGAGAAACGUCAUUUACAUAUAGUCGCAUUAUGAAGGAAGAUUUACAAAAAGUCCCACUUGAUUACUGAAAUUGGCAAAGUAAACACUUUUCCUUCAUAUUAUUGCUUUGUUCAAAAGGAAGUCUGGGUACCCCUGCUGAAACCCGAACCCAGAAAAGCAGUAGAU